Molecule: messenger RNA, 2600 nt
Organism: Ectocarpus siliculosus
Lineage: Eukaryota; Phaeophyceae; Ectocarpales; Ectocarpaceae
Source: the annotation of a GenBank genome assembly
AUGUCAGCCAACUCUUCGACUGGUGGACCUCGCAGGCGAAAAAGUUCAAAGAAACCGCCGCCAGACCCGUUGGAUGGCGUACCGGAGCAGCCUGACGUCGAGAACCAGGAAGGCUACCACCGCGAGCACGACCGGGACUUCGAACGAAAUUGGCAUGUGGUGGCGUUGCAGCGAGACGAGACGCAGGAAGAAGCGGAAGAAAUUCUUCGAUUGCGCGCCGAGGCGGCUCGGAGACGUGAGCUUGAAGCGGCAAGUAGAGAGAAGGUUAAGAUCGUGAGAGGAGUCGCGACGGUGCGAGGAAUACAGACGGAAUAGGCAGCACUUGUAGGUUACAGGGUCCUCCAACUCCUCUCUUGGACCAGCUCUGCCUGCAGACUUGUUCAGUACCACAAGGCGCAACAAUACGGUUAUUCGGCAGGUGCGGUUGACCACGGGUGGGGGAUUGCUCGUGGUUCAGGGAAAAAAUCCUGCGACCCUUGUUUUAAUUGUUAAGAGUCUGCUCAAGAACCAAGCGUGUUUUCGCCGUAGUCGGUCUCCCUCCUGUUCCUGGCCAUUGCGUACACGGCGCAAUAGCCCGCCGGACCUCUGGAGCCAUGUACUAAUUUGAUGUAUGUUUGGGGAAGGGUUGGGGGGGGGGGAGGUCAAGAAAAAGUGCAGGCAUUAUAGGUCUUGCCAGUCCGAGCCACGUAUGGUAUGUGGCAUUCAUCAGAGUGAGCAGUUGGUGUCCCGUGCGGAACGGAACUGGUGACGGGGAGGCAGGGUAGGCAUUCCUAGAUCGGAGACACUACGUGGGUGGGGGGGUCGAUAUUUGCCACGGCAUGAAUCCUCGCUUACGUGAAGGGCAGCAUAACACUAUUCUGGUACAUCUCGUGGCCGAAUAAACGCAUCUGUGGAGACCCCUGUUUUUUUUUUUGGGCUAGAGGCUAGAGUGCAACUUCUCUUUAUGCAUGUUCUCGCUGGCUUGCUUGUUUCUCAUUGGGGCUAGUAGUAGAGUGAGACAAACAAUGUCUGUCUGUCUCUACUCUGUGCAUAGCAGCGUGUCGUGUGUUGUGUUGAGUAUUUUCGUUCCGGCGAGACGACAAGACCCUGGUAGAGGUAAUGGUAGAGGAAAAGGAACGAAAAAUAUCGGUAUUGAUGUUGAUGGAAUAGACUGCUGAUUUUUUGUCUUUGUUGGUGCGUGUUUGCGGCGGGUCAGCCCCCUCAUUUCUCCGUCGCCUAAGACGACUACUACGGGCACGACAUGGUGUAAAAAUACAGUCGUGCCGUCAUUUCUUUAGUGCGCCGAAUUGGCUGCAAGGCUACAAAGAGUGUGUGUACCCUUGAUAGCUUCACACCGACCGAUCUACAUCCCUCUGUUGGCUGUUUUCGGAAAAGAAGGGGAUUAUUUUUCUUCGAUUUUGGCUGGUUUGCUUGGGGAGGAACAGUGAACAUGCGCUUGUUUUGUGCUAUAAUUGGUAUCCUUUUUUACAAACGUCCGUGGGGACAGGUGGGGGGUUAGCGCUAGCAGAAACAGCACCUCCGGAUAGGUUGGUAUUUGUUAGGUCCGGUUUGCUACCUUUACUUUGCCAAAGUUUUAUUUCUCGUACCGUCUCGUACCGUCGUUCUCAAUUCCUCGUCCGAGGGGAUUCUUAGUCUUUGUUUGCUCAGGGCCUCUUCCAUGUCACGUUGAUAAAAGAGAGGUAACAGAUGCGGUUGGUUAAUCUCAUACGACUUGAUGUUGAAGUAGAGACGAUAUUUAACGUUUUGCUGUGUGCUUUCUACUUUGCUGGAUUUUACGAUACGAUCGAUCGUCCUCAUUUUCGCGGAGAAUGUUGAUGUUUUAUUAUUCGGUGUGCGUUUUCCGUCGCAAUGGUGGCUCUUCCUUGUCUUGUUUUUUGACAAAAGAUAGUACAUUUUUUCUUCUUCCUUCCUGCCAUCGCGCGAGCACGGGAAGAAUACGUACGUAAACCAAGCCAUCACCUCAUCUCCCACGGAGAGGCAGGCGAGCAGCUACGAGUCACGCGGUACUACUGUAGAAUGGUACAUAGGAUACCCAAGUCGGGGAGUCCGAUCGCCCGAGAGGCUUCGGCUGUGUGCUUUUCACAAGAGCAAGCAGUAUUAUAGUCUAUUCGCCACAUGAUUUACGCUGUUGACGAAAGAACCCAAGUUCUCCCCGCACGCGGUCUGGUCUACAUGGUCUGUUGGGUGGGAGAUUCGCGGCGAUUUGUCAUGUUUCCGCGUGUUCCGUAUCGGAGCAAAAGAUAAUCACGCCAAGCGACGGGCAGCCAAGGAUAAGAUAAGUUAGCGCAAGGCUCCUCGGCUGUUGCCGAGAAAACCAUGAGAGCGCAAAUGAGUUAUGGUAACAAGCAAGGAUUUGGAGCGGCGGGGGGGGGAGAAAGCCUUUCGAGCAGCCCAGAACUUGUUUCUCAGGGUUUAUCGCUCGGCGAACGUGAAGCCUUGUGUCCUGACUGGCUGCGCGUGUACACGACACGGUGGUACUGCUGUAGCUGGUCCUUUGCUAUCCUACAGCAGUAGGUUAACGAGGGCUGCACGACGAAGGUGUGCCUCGGAGAGCUUCGUUUCCCGUCUCUAAUUCAUCGGGUGUGCGUUUGUGCCGGACG